Rubroshorea leprosula is the source of this 892-nucleotide messenger RNA. The record is from the annotation of a GenBank genome assembly. Lineage: Eukaryota; Viridiplantae; Streptophyta; Magnoliopsida; Malvales; Dipterocarpaceae.
GAUCGCAAUUCUACUUCCCCUCUCUGGUCAUGGUGUUUUCACCACCCCCUUCUUUGAGCCAACCUCUUCUUCUUCUUUAACGUCAAUGUCCUCUUCUGGGUCAUCAGCCAUUUCCAAUCCAGCCACUGGAUUUGUAUUGGACUGUGAUCCUGGUUUUGCUGGCUCAUUAUUAUGCAACGCACCCUCUGGCGCAGUACAACUCGUGGAGAUCCAUGAUAGUGAUACUGCUGACAUGGGAGUUUGUCUCGCAUUGUAUGCGGUUCACGUGGUCGAUAAGCCCUUGAACAUUUCGGAUUUUGUUGCUGCUGCAGUCUGUUUGUGUGGCAUUGUCAUUGCAUACUUUGCUGAUACCCAACUGCAUGAUUUUGUUGCUAGAAACCAGAAGCUAAACGAGCUUGGAAAGCCUCUAGCGGCUAAUCUUGAGAGGGGGUUGUGGCAGUACUCACGUCAUCCAAACUACUUUGGAGAGCAACUGUGGUGGUGGGGACUGGUUUUAUUCGCAUGGAACCUUGGACAUGGUUGGACCUUCAUUGGAUCACUGAUCAACAGUAUGUGCUUAGUUUAUGUCACUGUGCUUGUGGAGGAGAGGAUGUUGAAGCAGGACUACAGAGCUGAAGCAUGUAAACUUUAUCAGAAGACAACUUCAGCGUGGAUUCCUUGGUUCAAGUCGUCUGCAAUAGCAGUAAAAAAUAAGAGCACUUGAUCCCAUGUACUCUGUUUUCCUCUGUGGAAAAGUUACAGUUUAUCCGGCAUCAUCCUCUGUUUUCCUCUCUAGAUGGUGGAUGUAUCCAAAUCUUUUUCAUGUACUCUGAAGUUUAUUUUGAAAGACUUAUGGUUGUUGUCCAUGCAAGGUGAGAUGAGUGAUUCAGUGUAAGAAAUUGUGUAAAUUCUU